ACGUCCCGGAUCAAAAUGCGGUACAAUCGUGGUCGUCGUCAGAUCACACAUAAGUAUGAAUCGAGAUCGCGAUUUUUCUAACGAUUAAUCGUGCAGCCCUACAACACAUUAAUAAUCAAAUGUUCAUGCAUGUGCUGUUUUCUUAAGUAGUGAAUGUGUGUCUGAAUUCAGACUGUAGUACUGGUUCAUGUGGCUAACCUCUGUACGUGCCUAUUUGAAGUAGCUGAGUUGUUGUCCCUGAGAAACUUCACUUUAAUUUGGUUAGAUUGAAUUUCCCACCUAGCCUAUAGACAGUUGGCUAAUGACCACCCUAGAGAGAUACCACAGUAGCUUGCAGUGAUGUUAGCCCCAUUACUGUUCAUCAAAUUACACUGCUUCCAGUGUUUGGCUCAUUUGUGAGCUCAGUCCACUGUUGCUGCUUCGACCCUCUGUUGUCAGACUGUUUGGGUUUAAUACACUGACUGGUAUUAAAAGCGAUUUUGAAUUGUUUGGGUAUUCAUUUUGAUGCUGCAUUAAACCACAAAGCUUUUUGCCUAGUUUUAAUUGCCUCAAACUGAAUGAUUAUCUGUCGUAACCGUACACCAGACUGUUCCAAACCAGUCUAAGUAUUUAAGACUGAUCCAGAUGUGGAAAAGUGGUCUGGAUGUAUUUUAUAUUUAAGAUGAAGGAUAUAGGUAGCAGGACAGAAUGUGGAUGUGCUAAUUAAGUUUCAUUCUGUCUCAAGUUGAAUCUCUCCGCUCACAUUAACGGCUCUGCAGUAUUCAGCCAGCCAUCCCAUAUUACUGCACUAAUGAGAUAGCUAUUUAGAAUUCUCUUUGCAGGGUAUUUGUAUAAAGCAUUGUUCCACAGCAAGGUUUUGCAAACCCAUUCAACCAAGUAGCUGUACAUGUGUUGGAGUGCACUGCUGAUAACUGUGUCUACUUCUCCUUUGUUUUCUCAUUUGGUUGCAUUAAGUCAAGAACAGAAGACUUAUUUCUUAACCUCUCAUGUGCACUUUGUUGAGAUGGCCUCUUUGAGACUUUGCAGGCUAGUGUGACAUUUCCCAUAACUGCCUUAGUAAACAAUAGGCUUGAGUCAGGCUAAAAUCUAUUGUAUGGAGGCUCAACACUGGACAUCAGUACACAGAAGUGUAGGUAUACUUUCUAGAAGCAUAUAAAUAAAGGCUAUUGGUGUGGUCUGAGGCUUUGUGAGCAUAAUAACAAUAGUGGGGGAACUGAGGGGUCCAAACCCCAGUUCCUGGGGUUGUCAAAACAGAGCAGAGGUUUCUGACAAAAAUUCCCCCCAUUCCAGGGUGCAUAGCGAAGAAUAUAAGGUCAAGCAGUGUUUCUGGAGCUUGACCCUUUUUAAAAACAGUUGUCCCUAGAGUUGUUAACUAAACAAAUAUGUUUGUGUUUGUAAUUAUUAUAAAAAUGUGCCUUGAAAGCACUCACACAAAUUAUAGAAUUACAAUUACACCAAAGGAUAUACUACACAGCUCUUACUUGCCUUCUUAAUUGUACCACUAGAAAUAGUUUGGUUUGUUACAAGUCACAAUGACAUUUGUCAUUGUGUAUAUUAAGAUAAAGUUAAAUAAAAAAAAACACCAGAUUUCAUAAAACGGUAACAUGCUCUAUAAAAUAUAGUUAAGAUGCCUAUGCAUGUGUUUAUUUGGCAGACGGGCAAUGACACACAAAAGAGAGAUCUGAUCAUUUUUUAAAGCACAAAAAGGCCAAGAAUGUAGAAAGACCCUCAGAAAUAUCAAAUCAAGUCUUAAUUAGAAAGGAAUGAAGUGCUUAUAGAAAUGUUUCAUAAUAGUGUCAUCAGUCAGAGGCAACAGAGAGGGUAGAGCUGGACAGAGAGUUGAGGACAGUCAGAAAGAGGAGUAGAGUCUGGUAAGUUUGCUGAGCAUUUAUUUCUUUUCUUAAAUAAAGGGUACGCUCUUAUUUAGAUAAUCUAUUUGCUACCAACUACAAGAUGGCACAAGCAGAUUAGCAGCAGUAAGCGGUGUUCUCUGAAUUUCUUUAAAAGUCCUGAGAUGCACAAAAAGAGAGCUGGGUUAUCUCUUUUAGUGUUCGGGUUGUCCGUGUGGUUUAGGCAAGGCGCAGUAGACGCAGUAUGACUGCUCGCAAGCUGUGACUGUUACCUGGACUUUUCUCACCUCGAUGUCUAAUCUGUGUCUGGCAUUUGCAAACUAACAUCUAGAAGAGUUCAGGGCUCCAGUGCGUGUGUGUGAAAGUAUAUAAAAUGGUAACAUUUUUGGUUGUGGUGGGAAUUUGUAACAAAAGCUGCUGAAUAUUCAUCGGUUGAAGAUUCUCAUUUGUUUGGAUUUCAGUUACAGUAAACCUCUUACUUUUGGGUGUUCAAUCAUUGGUCAAAAUCAGAUGUUUUGAAGAUAUCAUCUUGAGCUUUGGGAAUAAAAAUAAUUGGCAGAUUAAAUGAUAAUGAAACUAAAUCUUAGUGGUGACUCUAAUGAACAACAUCCAUUUGCCACUCAGUUAAAAUAUACAUUAUACUUCGCAAUGGUUGUGUUUGCAGCUAUUUGGGGUAUGUCAGACAAAAAAAUCUCAAGGGUCUCUGGCUAUCUGCAGUUUAGAGAUGGCUGCCAUUAUACCUUGGUGAGUGAAGGCUUGCUUGUGCUGACAAAGGUGUGUUUGUUUUCCAGUAUGUACUUUGUUAAAGCCACUGGGGCCUUCUUGGCAUUGUUUCCCUUGGUCAGCUAGUAUGUAAAUGCCUUUCGUCAGGCAGGAGGAUAAGUGAAGAAGUUGAUUAGAGCUUUAGCCAGGAGCAGUUGUUGUAGAUUUAGUUGGUAAGCCCCUUCCCUUCUAGACCACAAUACAACCAUGCAUUCCAGUCCAGUCGCUAUGACUCACUGGACACCAGUGCAGCACCGUAACCGAGCCGCUUCCCUGCUGUAUUAGCACUCGGCGCUUGUUGGAAAUGAAUUUAAAAGGGCUUCAAAGGAAAUACUAUUGGAAUGUAAAGCUAAUUUAAAUAUGCUAAUCCCCAAGCACAACAUAAACGUACACAGCAACAGCCCGCCACCCACUUUCUGUAGCCGCUCGCUGUGGAAUGCCUUAGCCACAGGGGGUCUAGCAGUAAUGACAGGCUUGUGGUGGAUUAAUGUGAAGUUAUUUAUUUCCGAUUGAGCAAGCUCCCCCCUCUUGCGCCCCCCCCUUAGCAAUUGGGCCAAGUCUCCAUGACUCCUGGAGAUGUUCUGAGCGAGCAGUCGUAGACGUUCUAUUAAUGCAGUCCACCUUGCUAACAUACCCAGACCACCUCAUGGUGCAUUCUGGGAUAUCUUCAGCCCUUUACCUGCUCUUAGCUAAUUACUUUUUAGGCCCGCACUCGCACAGUAAUUGGUGUUGUGCUGCUGCCUCCCCUCUCACUGCUGCGCCAAGUGCUAGUUUGAGCACUUUUUUUCUCCUUCUCCUCUCUAUCGUCCUUAUUCCCCUGUUUUUUAUCGUCCUCCAAAAGCCAUCCAAUUAAUAUGCUAAUGAGCUGAUAAAUAUUUAUAGGGGUUUAAAUUAUGCAGAAAGCUUUCAGAGCCCGGUGUGAAAUGCGUUGCUCGCAGGACUUCAAAGCCUUGCAUUGCUAACGAGGCAGGGGCAGAUUUGCAUACGGCUUUAAUCAGCUGAAUACUGAUUAUGCUUCAUUAUAGAGUUGGAGGAGGAAGGGUGGGGGGGCGGCAGCAGAGUUGGAGGAGGCCGCCAGCUGCACUUGUCGUUUGUUUCAUUCCAGCAAGAGAGGGAGAGGGCGAACUUUUUCAGAAGUACAGACAAUCUUGGCACACGGGAGAGGGGGAGCGGUAGAGAGAGAGUGCACAGUAGGCACAGUAAAAGAGAAAAAGGGGCAGAGCCAUACGAAAAGAAAAGCGCGAGCAGGGAAAGGCACGGAGAGCUGUUUGCCUAAACCCCGUUGGCUCUCUCAGUGCGCGUAUCCCAGUGUUGCUCAGUGAACCGUGCAGUGGACACUGCCACUGUGUCUGUGUGUAACUCUGGUUGUAUUGAACUCUGCUCACUGUUGACCAGUGGAGAGUGAAGAGAGGAGGUGGGAGUGCACCGGACACCCUGUCGGUGGGCUUGCCCAGCCCAGGCAGUUUUACUUGAUAGGUUCAGCAGCCAUGCUGGAAAACGCAGGUGGAGCAAGAGCGGAUGCUAAAGUGAAUAAUCAGUCAGAAACUACUAAAUGUGCAAUGGAGAGUGGUGACGGGAACACCGGUAUCCAAACCAAUGGGUUGGAUUUUCAGAGGCAGACGGUGCCCACCACAAGUGCAAUCACUAAUGCACAUGCACAAGCCCUCCUCCAACAGUCAAAGUCGGAAGACUCGGGUGCUCUUCCGACCUCCGUCCAGCAGAGCGUAUUGCCUCAAACCCAGCUAAUGUUGGCCGGGGGACAGAUUGCUGGAUUGAGCCCAAUGCAGCAGCAGCUGUUUCUCCAGCAGGCCCAAGUGCAGCUCCUGGCUGCUGCCGUGCAGCAUUCUGCCAACCAGCAGAACAGCACCACCGGGGACAACAUCUCAGCCUCUGCAGCCACACCAAUUACCCAGCUGCCCCUGUCACAGCCCAUCCAGAUUGCCCCUUCUUUACAACAGCAGAAUCUAAGUCUGCCCCAGUUUGUCCUGGUUCAGCCUGGCCACCCUAUCGCCACGUCACUGCAGCCUCAGUUCAUUAUCUCACAGGCUCCGCAGGCCCAGCAGGGCAUAUUGCAAGCCCAGAGUCUUCUAACUCAACUACCUCAAAGCCAACCUAACCUCCUGUCGACUCAACCAAGCAUCACCCUUGCAACUCAGCCUGCAACCCCAACCCGCACAACAGCAACCACACCUAUUCAGUCCCUGCCUCACAGUCAGACGCCACCCAAACGGUUGGAUACUCCCACUCUGGAGGAACCUAGUGACCUUGAGGAGCUGGAGCAGUUUGCCAAGACUUUUAAACAGAGACGUAUCAAACUGGGCUUUACGCAGGGGGACGUUGGCCUGGCCAUGGGGAAGCUGUAUGGAAACGACUUUAGCCAAACUACUAUUUCUCGCUUUGAGGCCUUGAAUCUGAGCUUUAAAAACAUGUGCAAACUCAAGCCAUUGCUGGAGAAGUGGCUCAAUGAUGCAGUUUGUGCAGAGAACCUGACAUCUGACCAGUCCCUGUCGAGCCCCAGUGCCCUGGGUUCCCAGGGCAUGGGCAUAGAGGGAAUCAACCGCAGACGGAAGAAAAGAACCAGUAUCGAGACCAACAUUCGAGUGGCCUUAGAAAAGAGCUUUCUGGAGCAGAACCAAAAACCUACCUCUGAAGAGAUCACCAUGAUCGCUGACCAGCUCAACAUGGAGAAGGAGGUGAUUCGGGUCUGGUUCUGCAAUCGACGACAGAAAGAGAAGAGGAUUAAUCCUCCCAGUAGUGGCAACAGUGGAGGAGGCAACACCCCUAUCAAAUCUAUCUUCACCCCCAGCAGCCCUUUGGUGGCCAGCACAGCAAGCCUUGAUAGCAGCCCAACUAUUACCACACCCACCACUCUGACUGUAAACCCAGUGAUGCCUCUCACCAACACCAGCAUCCCCAGUUUGUCUUUCACAGGCACGACAGUUGGAGCCACAAACACUGCAUCUGUCAUCUCAACUGCGCCUGUGGUUACCACAGCAACAAGCUCUCUGUCUUUAAGCACGUCCCAGACGAGUAAUCAGUCCACGAGCACGGAGAGCAAAGCUGGCACGCAGGCGCCAACCAUUGUCACCCAGGCGCCUUCAUCCAUCGCUACCAGUUUAGGGACGGGUCAGGUGAUGGUGGCAGCUCCGGGGCUUUCUGCCGCGUUGCAGGGGGCCGCCUCGCUACCCAGCGCCAGUUUUGCAGCUAUGGCUGCUGCUGCAGGGCUCAACCCAGCACUGAUGGCAUCUUCGCAGUUUACUCAAGGGGGUGCCCUCCUCAGUCUGGCUCCUGGCGGCCUGGGCAGUGCACUGAGCCCUGCUCUCAUGAGCAACAGCACUCUGGCUACCAUUCAAGCACUGGCAUCGAGCGGCACAAUCCCCAUCACCUCUCUGGACGGCAGUAACCUGCUGUUCGCCAACACUUCUGCUGGUAACACCCCCAACCUGGUGACCACGCCGCUCUUCCUGAACCCCCAGAACCUGUCACUGCUCACCAGCAACCCCGUCAGUCUGGUGUCGCCCGGCAUGGGAGGGCUUCAGGUCACUGCCGACGGUCAUCAUCAAGUCAGCACGGCUGCUGUGCCUGUGCAAGCCUCGACCAUUACCACUGCCCCCAAGGCUCAGUGAAGCCAGUCAGGCUGCAUCUCGAAUUAACGCCCAAUUAAUUACGUCAAGCACUACUCCUUUCACAACGUGUAGGACGAGGGUGGUACUCUGAUAUAGGCUCUGCACUUCACUAACCACCCCGCAUCCUCUCCAUUGUAUCUACCAUAAAUUAAUCCUUUUGCUGCCGCCAAAAAGAAAAGGACUUAACAUAAGGGUGGGUUUAACUGUUGGUUUCUUUUAUUAUUUUUUUUUCUUUAUGAUUCUUGGAUGUUUUUUAAUUUUCCACACAAACAGUAACCAGAUGGACACUGUUGUCGGCCUGCCGCUUCUCCUGAACCUUGACAAGUGUCCAGGGAGAAAAUAUCCUCGGCGUCAUCGAGCUGUAUAUACAUAUACAUAUAUACAUAUAUAUAUAUAUCCUCCUCUUUGCAGGUCAGAAUUUUCUCUGAAAUUCUUCUAACCAAAAACAAACUUUUCUCUUCUAACAUUCAAACUUAAUUGAUUUACUACUAAUUUCACAAUGUUCAUAAUCACUAAUGGGGGUUUGUGUGUCGCUCUUUUUAAUUAUCUCUCGUUUUUGUUUUUUGGGGGGGUUUUUUUUUGUUCGUUUGGUUUUUUGUUUCUUGACAGGCCUUGUUGUAAAUCAUAUCAAAUUAUAUUUUAGAGACUUUUUUUCCCUUUUUAUCUUUUACUGUCUAUAUUUUUCGACAUUUUCCGAUCUUUGUAAGUCUAAUGUUAAGUUAAGAUUUAACUAUCACUUUUUAAUCGUGGUUAUAAGGCUUUAAAAAUAAGUAAUAAGUGGCCGAUAUAAAGGUUAUCAUUGCUUUAAGGGUCGGAGGGACGCGGCGUGUCUCUCCGAGUCUCUCUUCUGGAAACACUGAGUUUUACAUAGGUGGUGGUGCAGUAGCCACCGAGCCUCUGUAAAACGACGGUCUCGGUGUGGAUUAUCGACACUGAUAGAAAAAUGACUGAAAACAUUACAUUGAGAGCUUUAAAGUGAGCUGCAGACCUGAGUCUGAUUAAGGGUGACUUGUUUUGGUUUGUGAUCCGUUGGAACACUGUACAUUAAGUUUUGGACGUGGACGUUUGCGUGUCGUCGACAGCUCAGGCAGACGCUGAGAGUUCAGCAGCCGCACGAUCCACGAGGCUCUGCAGUCUUUUUUUUUGUGGAGGGAACUAGUCAUGUUCACCAAACCUGAACUGUGGUGUGGUGGCUUUGCCUAGAUGGGGAUAGUGUAUGGGGGGGGGGGGGUGUUUGGUUUCUUUUUUCUUUUUUUUUAUUAGAAGUACCGUCGUAUCUACUUGUGCACAGUAUCUGUACCAAAUAACUGGAUUGAUGAGCUGCAGUCUGCCUGUUUUGGGAGGAUUGAAAUUCUGUCUCUUUAUUUUGUUUGCAGUCGUUCGACUGGCUUACCUACUUUAAGAUAUACCAAAAAUAUUUGUUAAAAUAAUUGCUGUGUGUAGUCGGUGUAGCUUAGUCUAGUCAAUAUAUUUAUGAGUACAAAAAUCUCUUCAUAGUCAGAAUAUAGAAAUGCAAUAUUUUGAUGAUCAUUUUCCAAAGACUACAUUUUCUUUUUUCUUUUCUUUUGUUAUUUUGUUUGAUUUGACCAAGUGUCUCAUAUUUAAAUUUUUAAUUGGCAGCACAACUGACCAAAAAGAGAGGGAUUGGUGGGUUGGAGUAUGAGGAAGUUUCUUUUUACUUCUAUUAUUAUCAUUUUACUUUUUAAAUUUAGUUUUUAUUAAAUCACCGUGGCCUCGGCCCAAUGCUUAAUCUGGUCUAAUGCGAGCCGUUUAGUGGCGCCUUUUCCUUUCUAAUCAGUUGUGGUAGCAGUUUUGGACUUUUCUGAAGCAUAAUGGAAAAGAUCUGAUUUUGGUUUUGUGCUAAUAUUCAGCCAUAAAACAACAGCUUGAACCAAAGUGGUUUUUCUCAGUAGUUGCUGUGCCUGUCUUGAGCACACAAGUUGCUUUUCACUCUCUUAAAUCUCCACAAUUUAUUUCUUUAUUUUUCUCCCUCCUCAGUCGAUACCUGAUUUUCGUGAUUUGGUGCUGCUGGAUAAGGAUCACAGAAACUUUAGCUUUAACAACUUGCUGCUGAGACUCCUGUCAGAGUUGAGCUGUCAAGACGCCUGCAUGCUUUCUAAUAGCUUUAAGACUACAUCCUGUGAGAAUCAGGGUAUUGUAGUUCGCACUAUCCCUGCUGGAGGGAUCACUUAUGUAAAUCCAUAAAUACUUCACCUCCUCUCAGCUCCGCCGUUUCAAACCAGCAUGCUAGGAAACGAUAUGCUGCACCCGAAAUCUGUCUGGGGACUAGUUUAAAAACUCCCCAAACUUAUCUUAGCCAACACAGCGGUGGGAUAAGUACCGUUCUGUGCUGCACGUUCAGCUAAACCCCACACAAAAGUAGCAUUGUUCUGCUUCAAAAUGACAAACACAGCAAUUAGUAACUCACUCAGACUGCAAGCAGUGAAAUUUGUCCCCGUUCCCCUCUCAUGUGCUUCUUUUCUGUUGAAUUAUUUUUGACUAAAUAUACCUCAGCAGCGCUUCAAACAUAGGUUCACCUUUUAGACAUUUCUCUGUAUACAGCAUUGUAGAAUGUAUAAUUACUGACUGGCUUGCCAUUCAGCGUUUAUACUGAUGAACCAUACAUAGGAACCAUUGCAAGGACAACCUACUACUGCUAUUUUCUAGUACUACUAUUUAUGGGGUAUUUCCAGGUUUAAAUAUUAUUUUGAGAUCCUUCUUGCCAAAGUAAAAGCCUUUUCUCUUUGCAGCUUGGUGGGUGUGUUUUGUUUUUCUUUCUUUCCUUAACUUUGAGGCCACAAGAGCCCUGAAGAACUCAGUCGUGUUUCAGUGCUUGUUUGGAGUUUUGGAGGUUUGCAAGCAACAUGAACCAGUUGCCACUGGCACCAUAGGAUGUUACUGAAAUAUUUAUCUGAGGAAAGACUUAAGAAUUAGAGAAACGAUCUUUUCUUAAUUCUAUACAUAUAAAUAUAUAUAUAAACACUUGUAAGAUAUUCAUAUUUUAUAUUUGAACCAGUAUGUUACCAAGACUGAAUGUAGUGUUUAUCAUACUUCCCCCCAGAAAAAAAAAAUCUCCCUUAAGUUUUCUUUUCUUUUUCUUUUUUUUAUUAAACUGUCAAGACCAAAAAAUUUGAGAUGGAGCUCGAGAUGACGCCUCGCUGAACCAGCGACGUCUGUUCGACAGGAGGGGCUCGCUCAGGCGCUCCUGGCAGACAGGUCCUGUGGUUAAUAGGAGACUCUGAAGCAUUUGAUCUUAAUCUUUUAAUAGAUGUAUAAAUAUAUAUAUUUGGUUGAGUUGUUGUGGAUUUGAUUUGCUGUGCUGUCUUUAACAAUCAUUUGGUUUUUUUAAUGUAUUACUUUAUGCCUUUAAUUGUUUUGUAUAGUGUGAGAGGGCAAGAUCACUGGCUUUCUUAGUUUGACAAAGAAGAUUAACAUUAUCAUUUAUGCCUUAUUGUUACGUAGAAGACAUGAGCAUUGUAGCAUUGUUGUUCUGUAUGUGUGUGAGAGUGAGAGAGAGCAUGGGCACCCAGCUCACCUGGUGCAUUGAUUUCACUGAAACAGUACAGUGUACUCUGGGCAUUUUAGAGCGUGGGACGAUUAUGUUGCUACCUAUGGUUUUUAGGUGCGACUUAGACAGGUAGGAGGAUAUACCUGUGAGAAAAAGCUUUACUAAUAAUUCCAGCAGGCAGGUGUGUUUGUGUGAGUGUGUCAUUUAAAGAGAGGCCAGGGAGGACAGUCUGCAAACCAUUUUGGUGCAUCUUUCCCAUCUUCCAGCAGGUGUUUAGACUGAUUUUUGGAAAAAAAAAGGGUGAGACAAGAGGACGACUUUGUUUUGUUUUGGGAUUUUGUUUGAAGUUUCCUGACUGAGGGUCUUUACAAAUUAACUUCAAGCUUUAAGCAAGCCACUGCCGAGAGCCAAGCCAGCUUUCAGUUUGUUUGGGGUCAGCUUGGACUCUCACGAACUGUCUGCUUGCCACUGGCUUUGCUUGUGAAGCUUCGGUUUCAGGUGAUCCUGAGAUUCUUGCGGAUCAGCUGUGCAUCUAACAGACGGUAUGUUGACCCACCACACUGGUUUGCUGAGAGUUUUGGUUUUUUGUUUGUUUGUUUUCUCCUUUUACUAAAUGUCAAAGGUUGCGUGGCGCACCAGUAAGGCUAAAGGAGCUGUUGUAUACCUCAUUUUUAACUCAAGAUUGAGUGAAACCUGCUUUAAUCUACUUAUGAAACAAAUGUUUUUAAAAAUCAUAAAAAAAAGACUAAAAUACACCAACUUGUCAGUGGAGAAGCGUGUUCAUACCUGUACUUAGUGAAGGGUUGUGGAGCCGCCACAAGAGGGAGAUGAACUACAUACCAGUACUCACAAAGAGGUGUAAACAAGAGAAGGCAUAAAAGGUGAAUCUGUGUGUAACAAGGGGCAAACAUCUGCUGCUCUUCUUUCACAAUUUCUUGUGCACUGAAGGAUUUCAUUCAUGAAAACGUGAAUUUUGAUUAAUUCUAUGGACACCCCCCACCCCACCCUUUUUUUUUUUUUUUAAAGUUUGACAAUCUUGCUUUAUUUAUCUUCUCACUCUUGGCUUGGUACAGGUAUGUGCACUUCUUCCCACGUGAUGGCUCGCCGUCGCAGCCCGCUCUCGCUCCCCUGUGGUACCAACGAUAACCAAAGAAUUCUUACUAACUUGAUUGUAUGUGAUCGACGCCACCUCUCACCCAUCCCCGCCUCACUGCUCAACAUCAAAUCCCGGCUGCACGCCCCUUGAUUCGUUUGUAAAGAGGUUGUUUUUUUUAAAAAAUUGCAUUCGAAUGUGCGUCCGGCGCCCCCUUCGACGCCUCUGCAGUGGUUUCAGUGCCUGUGGGCGGGGAUCAGAAGGGAGGGGUAGCAGGGGCCGGGCGGGCUUCGCCGGCAGACACGAACCGAUGCGGUGGUAGCUGGGUGAUGUUUGUUAAUACACACUGAGGGUUGAUCCUGUGCACACUGUAUCUGCUCAGGACUCUGUAUGAUUGUCUGUCUUGAGCGCUGUUGUCGUUUGGUUGGUUGGAUUGAUGUCCCACCCUCCGUCAUUCCUUUCUCAAGGACUGCGGCGAAAAAUGCUAUUCCUGCCUCUCAGUGCGUCUCUCUUCCUCAUCUGUACACUGUAGUCCCAGGACAUGACCCUGUUGUUGUCUCCAGGAAUACACAUCCUGCAUUCGCUAAAACUCUCUGCUGUGUCCCCUUCCCUGUCCUCCUCCUCCUCCUUCUCCCUUUCAUCUGCUCUCUUCUUUGACUCCUCACUACAGACUCUGAUCAGCUGUGACACUAUGCAUCAUGGUCCUUCACUUUGCAUGGACUGUGUCCCUCUGACUCAGACCUCCUGGUCGGCAGGGCUUCAGUGACACUUUGUUUAAUGCUUUACUCCAAGUGAGGUUGUAGGACCUCACAAGCGCUAUCCCAAAGCAAAAAUCCAAAUAUUUAACUUUUGACAAAUGCAGAUACCAAAGAUAUCUCUCUGUCCUGUGUGUGUCUCUGUUGGUUUCUCUCUCUCCCUUUCACCCUGCAGCAUGUGUAUUAAGAGACAAACCCAGCACUGGCUUUAAAGUCCCAGCCUCAGUAAUUCCAAAGCUUAGAUGUAUAUUUUGGUAUAUUUCUGAGAAAAAACUUGCGUGAAAAAGCGUCUGUUCCUCGUUUGUUUGUUGUAAUCUCUUUUCUGUCACAGCAUGGAACUAAUUGCAGAACUGUCUUACUCUUGGUAGGUUAAAGAUAUAGUAUUUUUGUAUGUUUUUGGGUGUGUUAUAUAUAUGUACGUACGUGUGUGUGUGUGUGUGUGUGUGUGUGUGUGUGUGUGUGUGAUUAUCAGUUCACAGCCCAAGUGACCAUGGCUUUCAACAAGAGAGAAAUAACUU
Molecule: messenger RNA, 12112 nt
Organism: Haplochromis burtoni (Burton's mouthbrooder)
Lineage: Eukaryota; Metazoa; Chordata; Actinopteri; Cichliformes; Cichlidae
Gene: pou2f1b
Product: POU class 2 homeobox 1b
Exons: 15
Coding region: 4100-6238 (712 amino acids)
Biological process (GO): regulation of transcription by RNA polymerase II
Cellular component (GO): nucleus
Molecular function (GO): DNA-binding transcription factor activity, RNA polymerase II-specific; RNA polymerase II cis-regulatory region sequence-specific DNA binding
Source: RefSeq, a predicted model, not a curated record